GCAGGAGGGUUCAUCUGGGGAGGCCUGGGCCUCCAGUGGUCAGCUGGGUUGGGAUGGCCUAUGGCCAAUGAGGGUCUGGGGCAGUUAGGGCUGGUGCAUUUGGGAUGCAGCUCUCGGCUCUGUGGCCAGUUUUGAGUUUCCCGCGACCAGAGACCAAGGGUGGGGUGAAGGGGAGGGGGGGGGCUUGGUGACGCCCAGGCAGGACUGGGCAAGUCUUCAAGCUGCAGUUUAGCUACUAAGAGCCGCCCCCAGUUUCUCAGUCUCCCUCCCAGUCUGGCCAGUGAAGUCUGUGGCCUGUAAAGUCCCGCACCCCGUGUCAGCAGUGUCAGCACGUUAGUCAGCCUCUUCAGCUAGGGUGAGCCACUGUGCCGCCAAAGUCUCUCUAUAAACUCUCUGGUGUGGCCCAGUGCCACAGAGUGGGACCUGUGGGGCCUAGAGGCAGAGCCAGGGCCCUGGGCUCUGCUGCCGGGGAUGCGGAGAUCAGCCAAGGGGCAGCCACUUGGAAGAGCAGGAGCAGAGGGCUGAACCUGGCUGAGAGCAAACAAUCUACUGUUGCCUCUGGGAUGCCCUCUGAGCUCCCCAUCCAGGCCAGUUGAUGAGCCAGGCCCCUGGGGAGCAGACAUCUGGUGAAAGAGGCACUGGAUUCAGGGCCAUGUCUGGGAAACGAGGGCGAGGGCGGGCUCGAAAGCCUCGAGGCAAGAGGAUGGGCAGGGCCCAGCGGGCAGCUGGGCAGCAGGGCCCUGAGGCUGAGCCCCCGCCCCCCAACACAGGGGGCCCUCAGGACCAGGUGGGGGUGGCCCUGACAGAGCACGUGACGAGCACUCAGCUGGCUUCUCAGGGACACUCCAGGGCCACCAGGCCAGAGCAGCUACAGGCAGACUGGAGGCCAGUUCAGGCCACUGCUUUGGCAUCCGAGCUGGUGCUGGCCCCUGAGCACAUGGAGGGCUGUGGAGCCGGGGCCCCCAUACCAGCCCUGGGGCCUGAACUGCUGAGACUCCACGAAGUCCAGCUGUGCCUAGCCCAGGAGCAGCUGCUGCUGGAGGACCGGAGGCGGCAGGUCCAGCUGCAGAUGCAGCUGUGGCAGGAGGAGCAGCUGUGGCUGCAGCAGCUGCAGGAGGAGCAGCUAUGGCUGCAGCAGCUGCAGGAGGAGCAGGCCUGGGUGCACAUGGAGGGGCUGCAGCUGGCUGUGGCCCUGGAGCAGCUCCGGAGUGAGGGUCUCGAGGCACUGCAAACCCAAGGCCAGGCCCCUGGCGCCAACAUGGCCCGUCGCUCCCAAAGCAGCUCUCAGGGGGACAACCCAUUGGCACCUGGCUACCUGCCACCUCACUACAAAGAAUAUUACCGCCUAGCGGUAGAUGCAUUGACUGAGGGGGGGCCAGAAGCCUACAACCGCUUCUUGGCAUCCGAGGGGGCACCUGACUUCCUGUGCCCCGAGGAGCUGGAACACGUGAGCCGCCACCUGCAGCCCCCACAAUAUGUGGCCCGCGAACCCCCUGAAGGCAGCCCUCCUGAUGUGGACAUGGGUGGUUCCUCAGGCACCUACUGGCCAGUGAACUCAGACCAGGCUGUGCCCGAGCUGGACCUGGGCUGGCCCCUGACAUUUGGCUUCCAAGGCACAGAGGUCACCACACUGGUACAGCCGCCGCCACCUGACAGCCCCAGCAUCAAAGAUGAAGCUCGGAGGAUGAUCCGCUCUGCCCAGCAGGUGGUAGCUGUGGUGAUGGACAUGUUCACUGACGUGGAUCUGCUCAGUGAAGUCCUGGAGGCCGCUGCGAGGCGAGUUCCGGUCUACAUUCUGCUAGAUGAAAUGAACGCCCAGCACUUCCUAGACAUGGCGGACAAGUGUCGCGUCAACCUGCACCAUGUGGAUUUCCUGCGUGUGCGCACAGUGGCAGGUCCUACUUACUACUGCCGCACUGGGAAGUCUUUCAAGGGCCAUCUGAAAGAGAAGUUCUUGCUUGUGGACUGUGCUGUAGUGAUGAGCGGCAGUUAUAGCUUCAUGUGGUCCUUCGAGAAAAUCCACCGCAGCCUGGCUCAUGUGUUCCAGGGAGAGUUGGUCUCCAGUUUUGACGAAGAGUUCCGCAUUCUCUUCGCGCAGUCGGAGCCACUGGUGCCCUCAGCUGGAGCGCUAGCCCGCAUGGAUGCCUAUGCGCUUGCUCCAUAUUCUGGGGCUGGGCCCCUGGUGGGCGUCCCCGGGGUUGGAGCACCAACCCCUUUUUCUUUCCCUAAACGGGCGCACCUCCUGUUCCCACCGCCCAGGGAAGAAGGCCUGGGUUUUCCCUCUUUCCUAGACCCUGACCGCCACUUCCUAUCGGCUUUCCGCCGAGAGGAGCUGCAGCGAAUGCCUGGCGGUGCAUUGGAGCCUCACACGGGGCUCCGGCCACUGGCGCGUCCAGGUGAGGCUGGGCCGCUCGGAGAGCUGGCGGGCCCCCGGGGCUUCUUCCAGUCACGGCACCUGGAAAUGGAUGCCUUCAAGCGGCACAGCUACACAGCAGCCGAUGGAGCUGGAGCCGUGGAGAACUUUGCAGCUGCACGGCAGGUGUCACGACAAACAUUCCUCAGUCAUGGUGAUGACUUCCGUUUCCAGACCAGCCACUUCCAACGGGACCAGCUCUACCAGCAGCAUUACCAAUGGGACCCACAGUUUGCUCCUGCACGCCCACAGGGCCUCUUUGAGAAGCUUCGUGCAGGCCGACCUGGCUUUGCGGACCCUGACGACUUUGCACUAGGUGCGGGUCACCGCUUCCCAGAACUCGGUGCUGAUGUGCACCAACGGCUGGAAUACGUGCCAUCCAGCGCAUCUCGGGAGGUACGCCACGGCUCGGAUCCCGCCUUUGGACCCAGCCCCCGUGGUCUGGAGCCCAGUGGGGCCUCGCGUCCCAAUCUGGGCCAGCGUUUUCCAUGCCAAGCGACCUUGAGGCAAGGCCUGGACACCGCUCCGGAGGCAGAGCCUGAGCGCAGGGGUGGACCCGAGGGCCGGGCUGGACUGCGUCACUGGCGCCUUGCCUCCUACCUGAGCGGCUGCCACGGUGAUGGUGGGGAGGAGGGUCUACCCAUGGAGGCCGAGGCCUGUGAAGAUGAGGUGCUGGCUCCUGGAGGCCGGGACCUGCUCCCCUCCUCCUUCCGUACUCCUGCAGCCUUCCCAGCUAAAGGACCAAAGCCGGGCUCAGGAAGCGGUGGUGGUGACAGCUCCGAGCGAGAGGGCCCAGAAGAGACAACCCUGGCUAAGCAGGACUCCUUCCGCUCGCGCUUGAACCCGCUCAUCCAGCGCAGCUCCAGGUUACGCUCCUCACUCAUCUUCGCGUCACAAGCAGAGGGUGCUGUUGGGACCACAGCAGCCACCACUGAAAAAGUACAGCUGAUGCACAAAGAGCAAACAGUCAGUGAAACUCUGGGCCCCAGCGGAGAGGCUGUUCGUUCCAGCGCCUCAGCUAAAGUGGCGGAGCUACUGGAGAAAUACAAAGGCCCUGCCCGGGACCCUGGCGGUGCAGGGGGUGCCAUCACUUCCUCCAGCCACAGCAAGGCUGUAGUGUCCCAGGCCUGGCGGGAGGAGGUGGUAGGACCAGGAGGAGCGGGAACUGAGCGCCGCAGCCUUGAGAGUUGCUUGCUUGACCUGCGAGAUUCAUUUGCCCAGCAGUUGCACCAGGAGGCAGAGCGUCACCCAGGAGCCGCUUCACUGACUGCUGCGCAACUGCUCGACACGCUGGGCGGCACAGACCGUCUGCCUUCACGUUUCCUCCCCGCCCAGGGCCGCUCUUUGUCUCCACAAGGUCGAGAUAGCCCUCCGCCAGAAGGGCUUGGGACACACCAGUUGCCUUAUUCUGAGCCAAAAGGGACCCCCACCCCAGCCUACCCUGACCGCAAGGGGAGCCCCACCCCAGCCUACCCUGACCGCAAGGGGAGCCCCACCCCAGCCUACCCUGACCGCAAGGGGAGCCCCACGUCUGGAUUUCCCAAUCGGAGGGGCAGUCCAACCACAGGAUUGAUGGAGCAGAAAGGGAGUCCCACCUCGACCUACCCAGACCGUAGGGGCAGCCCGGUGCCUCCAGUGCCUGAGCGCAGGGGUAGUCCAGUACCUCCUGUGCCUGAGCGCAGAGGCAGUCUCACCUUCGGUGGGGAGUCUUCGAAGACCGGGCCUACAGAGGAGGUGUCUAGCGGCCCCAUGGAAGUCCUGCGAAAGGGUUCUCUCCGCCUCAGGCAGCUGCUGAGCCCCAAGAGCGAGCGGCGUGGGGAGGAUGAGGGCAGCUUCCCAGCUCCGCAGGAAAAUGGGCAGCCUGAGAGCCCCCGGCGACCCUCGCUGAGUCGGGGUGACAGCACCGAGGCUGCUGCAGAGGAGAGAGGCUCGAGGGUCCGCCUCGCUUCAGCUACCGCCAACGCUCUGUACAGCAGCAACCUGCGAGAUGACACGAAGGCCAUCCUGGAGCAAAUCAGUGCCCACGGCCAGAAGCACCGCGCAGUCCCUGCUCCAGGUGCGUCCCAUAGCAGCCCUGACGUUGGUCGCCCAACAACUGCAGGAGACUUGGCCCCAGACAUGUCUGACAAGGACAAGUGUUCAGCCAUCUUCCGCUCAGACAGCCUAGGGACACAAGGCCGGCUCAGCCGCACCCUGCCAGCCAGUGCAGAGGAGCGCGACCGGCUCCUUCGCCGCAUGGAGAGCAUGCGCAAAGAGAAGCGAGUCUACAGUCGCUUUGAGGUCUUCUGCAAAAAAGAAGAAGCUGGCAGUAGUGGGGCAGGAGACAACUUGGCAGAUGAGGACACCAGGGACAGUAAAAUGGGCAAAUUUGUUCCCAAGAUCCUGGGCACAUUCAAAAGCAAAAAAUGAUCUCCUGGUCUUAGAUGCCAGGACUGUGCCAUCACUGCCAUACUGAACCAACUGUACCCAUCUGGAGUGGGGGCUGCCAGAGUGGAGGAGUCAAAGCAGUUUGGGACCUGGCUGACAACCACCUGAACUGAGCUCCACUUGAAUUCUCCUGGCUGCAGCCCUGCCUCUCGCUCUUGGCUUUUUCCACGAGGGGCUCAGCCCCUCACCUGGUGUACUUCCUAAUCACCUCUCCCCACCUCAGCCUCCGCCAUCUCCUGGGCUCAGGUCUACUUUGGGUCUUAUUUCAUCUCAGGGAUCCAUCUCUCUGCCUUAUGCUCCCUUUGUUUCAAGAACUCUAUCGCUUCGUACCUCAGUUCCUUCUUAAGGCCUUUUAUCUCAGGGCUUUUUCUCAGGGUUUGCAUUUCACAGCUCCUGGUCCUCUCCCUCUGGUGACAGCCUCCUCCCAUCCUCUCAUCUCCAUCUUUCUCUGGAAUACACCUUGCCUGCUCCCACUCUGUCUCCUCACUGCCUCCUAGCACUUUCUUGGCAUCUGACCUCUUGCUGUGCAUAUGGCAGAGUUGGCCUCAGGCAGUUUAAGGGAAGAGAGGGAUGCUUGAUAGGACAGACUGUUGGAAAGUAGUUGCCAAACACCCAGGGGGUCCCGCCUCAGACCAUGUCUGCCCUCUCCAGCAAGUUUCUGGGUAGCACUUGAAGAGGAGCCAAAACUGGGGAGCAUUGGACUUUGCAGUACAAUAAAGGAAUCUGGACAGAC
This is a messenger RNA of Mastomys coucha (southern multimammate mouse), 5573 nucleotides long. It is a transcript of the gene Sack1h, whose product is annotated as family with sequence similarity 83 member H. The transcript is spliced from 5 exons. Gene Ontology annotation, cellular component: keratin filament. Gene Ontology annotation, biological process: protein localization to cytoskeleton; positive regulation of cell migration; intermediate filament cytoskeleton organization. Gene Ontology annotation, molecular function: keratin filament binding. The coding region runs from base 596 to 4822 and encodes 1408 amino acids. The record is from RefSeq and is a predicted model, not a curated record. Lineage: Eukaryota; Metazoa; Chordata; Mammalia; Rodentia; Muridae.